Molecule: messenger RNA, 2913 nt
Organism: Durusdinium trenchii
Lineage: Eukaryota; Dinophyceae; Suessiales; Symbiodiniaceae
Source: the annotation of a GenBank genome assembly
AUGCAACCCGGUACGUAUCUUCAGCAGGAGCGUCAUGGCAAGGUCGUGCAGCUCCUCCAGUUGGCGAGCUCUGAGCGUGAUGUGACACAGCGGGUGAAGCUCCUCUUGCAGUCUCAAGAAUUGCUUCUCAAGGCUGAUACCUAUCCCGAGACGGUUGCCACGUGCUUAGAGUUCUUCCUGAACCUUCAAGCGGAUCCCUCCGCGCCCCUCCGUCGCUUCGCCGCCUACUUCCUCGAGCGCUUGCUGCUGUCCAAGCCGAGCUUGUGCUUGCGCUGCACCUUGGCCAUUGCCGCUCUCCUGGCCGACAGCGACCUCCUGGUCAAGGAAUUGGCACUGAAAGCUGCAGCAGUUCAUCACAGCAGGGCUUUGCAUGCGAUUUCCAAGGAGCAAGAUCCCUCUGAAGGUCAGCAAUUGGCUGAGCAGUUGCGCCGCUUGCAGGAGAAGGCUCGGGUUCUCUUGUACUCGGACCAUCCAGUUCUAUUGGCAGCAGCCUCCGGAUGGGCUCAGAUGGUGAUCCUGUCGCAAACUCCAGCGCCGCUCCUGUGGCAUGUGCAACGGGUGCCGAUGGAGCUGCGGGGUGUGAGUUGCAUCCAAGAUUUACCUUCGCAUGUGACGAGGGGAUCUGCUUUCAUCGACACUGUGGUGCUUCAACAACAAGCAGAACAGCUCUAUGAGCUACUACUGCAGUUGCUGCAGCAAUCCAUUUCGGGGUACAAUGAUGCAGGAAAGGCCAAAGCUCCGUUUCUCAUGCGAGUGCUUGGAUCUGUGGCCAGACAACGCCCUGCCAUGCUGGCACCGGCAGUGGAUAUCUUCAAGAAGAUUCUGCAGCAGCGAAAAGAUGUCCUCGGAGAUCAGAGCUUUGCGGAGGUGCAGAACUUGGUGACGGAGGAGGUCCAGGUGCUCCUGGCGUCACAACUCACCUCCGAGUGGCAUCUGGAGCUCAUGGAGCUACUGGACUCCCUGCAGCGCAAAGGCUCGUUGGAGGACCUGACCACACAAGCCAAGAUCAAGCAGAUUUGCAGCGUCGAGGGUCCCGAAGCGGCCGACUCCGCUCGCGCCCAGAAGCGCGCGCGGAAGGCCGAGCCAAAGCAGGUGUGGACGUCUCCAGGAGAUGCAUUGUCAGCAGAAGCGAUCUACGAUGCAGAUGCGAUCCUCAGCGGAGAAGCUGAAGCCACCUGCAAGCGUCUCGAAGAAUAUUUUGGACUUCCCAGUCAACGGGAGCCUGCGGGUCAUGUACCUGCACCUGCCCUGCUGGCCACACGCAUCAACAGCCAGGCCGAGUUGGCUCGCAUCGCCCUGACCUCUCUGAGUUCCUUGUCGCUGCAGCGGAGCCUCCACCGCGACCGCGCCCACGAGUUCGCCGUCAGCUUCUCGGAGGGCGCGGGACUGGGCGCGGACGCGGCGGAGGAGGCGGAGGCGUCGGCGGACUUCGUGGCGCUGCUGAUGGAGGGCAAGCGAAAGGAGGAGAAGGACGCUCCGACCGCGGCUGAGGAGGAGAAAACCCGAGAUCCGCGAGCUGCGGCUGGGCAAGUGCUGGCAGAGGGGGCUUCGAAACGAGGUGAGGCCAUCAAGACACCGGAAGAAGAGAUUCACUUGCUGGAAAUGGAUGCCAGCAAACUUCAGCUUCCACGUGGGAAGGAUGUCCAGUCCUUAGCCCUUACUCCCGGCGUCUUUUUGUGCGCCAUGCCGGUUUGGAGGGAAGUCUCCGAUUCAGAGGUUGAGGUGGACCUGGAGAAGUUCCUUCUUACUCCUCUACAAGCCGACUAUGUGGGACGCGCAUCCUACUUUAGAGAUGCUGCUGGUUUGGAUGCAUUUCUUCAAACCUUCAAUGGACCCUUGGGCUAUGCUAGCGAUUGCAGCGGGUUGGAUGCGCCCUUAUUUGCCUUGCAGCAGCUUUUGGGGCCAAAGUGCAAGGUGAAGUACUUGUCUAACAGCGAAAUGGAUGCAACAGCUCGGCGCUUCCUCAAUGUGAACCACACGCCACCUAUGCAGACAACUGAAGACAUGUUCCAUCUUCGUUGUGGGCCUUUGAAGAAAAAGGUGGGAAUCUAUGCUGCAGGCUUCCCCUGCACGCCAUACUCCCUUCUGGGUGGGCGACUGUUAUUGGACGAUGCCAACGCAGCUCAGAUGUGGCAAGUUCUCCAUCACAUUCAACAAAUCAAACCUGCCGCAGCGUUGCUCGAGAACGUUGAGGGAUUCAAGUGUGUCAUCGAUACACUUCUGAGCGCGAUCCAAGAGAAGUUGAAACAGUACCAAGCACAUGUUGUGGAUCUUGAUCCGCAAAACUACGGAUGCCCCAUUGCAAGACCCAGGGUGUACAUUAUCCUGGUAAUGAAGUCCUUGCAAGACCUUUUGUUCCCACGAGACCACUGGUAUGUGCAGAAGAAUUUGAAGAAGUGCCCAGGAGUCCGAAACAAACACGCGGGACAGAAGAAACCGAUGAAACUAUUCAAAUGGCCACAGCUGCACCGUGAUUGGGCCAAAGAGAAACGGGUGAAUAUGAAGAAGGCUGCGAGGUCUUUUGCUUCCACCUUUCCGCACGCGGCGGAUCAAAUCACAUCGAAGCGGGAGUUGCAGGCAGCGGAGCUGGUGUUUGCCCACAAGGGAAAGUUUGAGGCCAUCAAUACGAGUCAAAGCAUCCAUCGGAUGCCUGCUGUUUAUGGGAACUCUCCGCUUAUGACACUGACGCCUGGUGGUACAUACCUCAUCGCGGACCAGCAGCGAUUUCUCACGGGAGCUGAAUGCCUGCUUCUUAUGGGCAUCCGCAUCAAUGAGUUGGAAUUGAACGACUUCUCUUCCAAAGACUUGAUGCGGUUGGGUGGCAACAGCAUGUCCGUCCAUGUGCUGUUCGUUGCCCUUGCAAUCGUGUUGCGGUCCCUGGACCCUGAGAAACUACAAGAAUACUUGGCUUGA